UUGCUUCUCUAGCCUAUCAUUAUUUUUUAGGACAAGGUGAGAAAUAUUGGUCAGCAGCACAGAUUGUUCUUUUGUUUUUUCUAAUUGAAAAAAGGAAGUGCGCGCGUAUGAACGCGCGUGUAUGUGGUGAAGAUGUUUUGCGAAACUUUUUUAAGGAUGAUAUACCUUGGAUGUUUCCUGUUUCUUUGUGGGUUUACGCAUGCCAUACCAAGUUACCCUAUCUGGUGGUCCCUAGCGGUGGGCCACCAGUACUCGUCCCUGGGCUCCCAGCCCAUCCUGUGUGGCUCCAUCCCUGGCCUGGUGCCCAAACAGCUGCGAUUCUGCCGAAACUACGUGGAGAUCAUGCCUAGUGUGGCCGAGGGGGUGAAGAUCGGCAUCCAGGAGUGCCAGCACCAAUUCAGGGGCCGCCGCUGGAACUGUACCACCAUAAACGACAAGGCCAUCUUCGGACCAGUGCUUGACAAAGCCACCCGGGAGUCAGCAUUCGUUCAUGCCAUUGCCUCAGCGGGGGUGGCGUUCGCAGUGACGCGGUCCUGCGCCGAGGGCUCAGCCACCAUCUGUGGUUGUGACACACGCCACAAGGGCCCACCUGGCGAGGGCUGGAAGUGGGGCGGAUGCAGCGAGGAUGUGGAUUUCGGCAGCAUGGUGUCCCGGGAGUUUGCAGACGCCCGUGAGAACCGGCCCGAUGCGCGCUCUGCCAUGAACCGCCAAAACAACGAGGCGGGACGAACGUCUCUGAACGACAACAUGUUCCUGAAGUGUAAGUGCCAUGGCUUGUCAGGCAGCUGUGAGGUGAAGACGUGCUGGUGGUCCCAGCCUGACUUCAGAGUUAUCGGAGACUACAUGAAGGACAAGUACGACAGCGCAUCAGAGAUGGUGGUGGAGAAGCACAAGGAGUCCCGCGGCUGGGUGGAGACUUUGAGACCCAAGUUCACCUUCUUCAAACCGCCCACGGAGCGAGACCUGGUCUACUACGAGAGCUCGCCCAACUUCUGCGAGCCCAACCCAGAGACAGGCUCUUUCGGGACGCGCGACCGUGUCUGUAACCUGACAUCACACGGCAUCGACGGCUGCGACCUGCUGUGCUGCGGCCGGGGACACAACACCCAGGCGGAGAAACGGAAGGAGAAGUGCCACUGCAUCUUCCACUGGUGCUGCUACGUCAGCUGCCAAGAGUGUGUUCGAGUCUAUGAUGUUCACACCUGCAAAUAGAUAGGGCCUUUGGGACCGCUCUUUCUGCACCUCACCAACUGUAUUUAAAAAAAUACUUCAACGUAUAAAAGAGGAAGCUACGGUACGAGCCAGGCUCAGAGAAAUUGAGAGGCUUUGAUUGGACUUUGAUCAAGCAUUAGUUGACUUGUCUGUGGAUUCAGCUACAGUACAGUCACCUAAUGGGCAACCAAGAUGGCGGCCUGUCAUGUGAUGCUGUGGUGUCAGCCGCUCUUAGAAUGCUGAGGUAGUUCUAGAAUACAGAGGUGGACUCAUGGAGGCUCUAUUCAGAAAAUCAACAGGUUUAUGUUGAUGUUGAUGACCACCAUCUCAUCGAUAUGUUGAUGACCACCAUUUCAUCGAUAGAGGCAAAAGUGGAGACCAUUACAGAGUGAACUAUGAGUAGCCAAGGAGUGACUUUCAGUGACUUCCAGAAAGGUGUUUCAAGGCCUUGGUUUCCUUCCUGACACAACAAAAGAAAACUGUAGGUUGUAUAUGGCUACAUAAACUGUACUGUUGACAAGCACCAUGUUGGUGAAAAGUCUGUAUUCUCUAUGUAGACUCCUUCAUGUAUAGCAGAACAGCACUGUCUAAAACUUUAGGAUACCAUACAAUCUAUUUUUCUAAAUAUUAAGUGGCACUCUGCUCUGCUUAUGAGUUUUAUAUAUCUACAAAAAAAGAACAGCCUUUCUGAGCUAUGUUCACAACUUUGUAUGACCAUGGUGCACUCAAAAGCACACAUUCUACUCGAUAUUUAAGUGGUAACUAACUUUUCAACUGUUUUAUGAUACAUAUAGUGUUAACAUGUUACUAAUGUUGGGAUUAGAAUGCACUUGCACCUAAGUGAAUGUAGUUUUUAAAUUUCUGUUUUUACAUUCCCAUGUAUUCUCAAAUCCUGUCUUUUUUAGUCUGUGGUAUGAAGUAGGAUUACUCUGAUCACACAAAGCACAUGAGCACAAAUCAACCAAAUCAAACAGGUUUGAAAAUAAUUGAUGUUUAUCCCUAUACAAUCUUCUAUCAAUGUCUCGUUGGGAACCCUGCUACAACUGCAAGCUCUUUGAAGAAAGUUUCCAAGAGUUGGCCAUAGAACGAUAGAUGAUAAAAAACAAAGUUUAGCCCAAAGACAAAUUACUUUCAGCUGGAGGAGGAUGAGGUGGUCAGAGAGUCUAAAGUGAGUUUGAAAGUUCAGCACUUGUGUCUAAUUGAAGAGAAUAAAGCUUGUUCUACUCGUUUUUAUCAGUGUUAGUAACCGUUCAGCAGAACACAGUAUGUGUAUCGCCACGUGUCCCGGUGCAGACAGACCCAUGCUAUUUAGUGUUUGAAAAUGAAAAUAUGUGAAAGAGACUGGCCCACUAGUGUAGAUGUGUUUUCAUUAUGCCCAUGAAUGCAUGUAUGCAAUCGUACUGUUUCCUAUCUGUAAGCUAUUACUAACUGUAAUCUGAAAUGCUUCUCAGAGUAUACUUCGUACUUUGUACAGUAUGUUAUGAACAGCAAUCUGAUGUCAAGUGGUAACCCAGCUGUAGUUUCUGUAAAACGAUGACCAAAAUCUGUGUAUCAGAUUCUGAUUCCUGGCUUAUAGAUGUAGGUUCUUAAUUUGAUCACCCUGUUUCAGGAGAACCUUCCUGCAAUACAGGACAUUUCAAACGUGUAGUGUAUUUAAGGUUUAAAAAGGCUUCGGAAGUUUGUCAUUUCCACUUUGAAAUUAGAUUUUCCCAUACAAAAAAUGUAUCAACCACUACAAAAAUGUCCAUUAAUUAUAAUCCACAUAAUAAUUCACAAACUGGUUCAAAUUAAGAUCCUACAUCUGUUUUCUUUCUCCUCCAACCUUACAAACUGCAGUAUCACUGAAACUAUCAAGACUUCCCCUUUGUAUGCUGCUAAUUAUACAUGUAUGUAUGUAUUUAUGUAUGUAUGUAUGCAUGUAUGUACACUACAUGACCAAUAGUAUGUGGACACCUGCUCGUCAAACAUCUCAUUACAAGUUCAUGGACAUUAACCCUUUAGAGUCCAAGCCCUGUCUAAGCCGGGGGAUAUAUGUAACUGUUUUAAGAAGGUCGUACCAACGAUCAUUUAGCUAUUUGAUUUUGAAUUUUAAGACCCCUUGAAGUAUCUAAAAAAUAUAUUAAACAAAUAUUUGAUGAAAAUUUAUUUUUGACCUUACUGCUAUUAGCCCAUACAAAUGCGUUGAAUAACAGAUUCACUACAUGGAAGAACAGAUAGUCCCCCAAAAAUAUUAAAAGGAGGAUUGUUUUGAAGUGUCUCUCCUAUAUCUGAGAGAAAUCAGAAAUAUCAGGAAACAUUUGUUAUUCUUUUUUACUUAACCACUUAUUUUUGGCACUAAACAGUCUAAGCCCUGUCUAAGCCAGGGGAAGGGGGUUCUACUAAACUAUAUGGAAUUGUUUUAAGGUCAUACCAAGGAUCAUUUAGCUAUUUGAUUUUGAAGUGUAAGACCCAUUGAAGUAUAUAUAUUAAAGAAAAUAUGUAUAUACAGGGGCCUCCCGAGUGGCACAGUGGUCUAAGGCACUAUGUUGUGGCGUCACUACAGCCUGGGGUUCAAUCCCAGUGUCACAACCAGCCGUGACCAGGAGUCCAAUAGGACGGUGCACAAUAUGCCCAGCGCUGUCCAGUUUAGGGGAGGGUUUGGCCGGGGGGCUUUACUUGCUACAACUUAUCGUGCUCUAGCGACUCCUUGUGGCAGGCCAGGCACCUGCAGGCUGACAGUGGUCAUCUGUUGAAUGGUGUUUC
Molecule: messenger RNA, 3954 nt
Organism: Oncorhynchus gorbuscha (pink salmon)
Lineage: Eukaryota; Metazoa; Chordata; Actinopteri; Salmoniformes; Salmonidae
Product: protein Wnt-3a-like
Exons: 4
Coding region: 133-1212 (359 amino acids)
Biological process (GO): cell fate commitment; neuron differentiation; multicellular organism development
Cellular component (GO): extracellular region
Molecular function (GO): frizzled binding; cytokine activity
Source: RefSeq, a predicted model, not a curated record